Messenger RNA from Didymodactylos carnosus, 237 nucleotides. The record is from the annotation of a GenBank genome assembly. Lineage: Eukaryota; Metazoa; Rotifera; Eurotatoria; Philodinida; Philodinidae.
AUGCGAUACUUACCUGAAAGUCAUUUGGAACGAAAAACAAACGACAGAAGAAUCAAUUUACGAAUGACUCAUUUUCAGCCUGAAGAUGGCGUUGUUGUAGAAGACGAUGAUGAGUUAUUUGAAUUUGUCGCAAAUAUCACAGCAAGAAUAAUUCCAACAACAAUUAAAAGCAAUGUUGCUCCAAUAGCCAAACAUAAACAUUUACGUCUAUUGCAACCUCGACAUAAACUGGGCUAA